Molecule: messenger RNA, 1749 nt
Organism: Musca vetustissima
Lineage: Eukaryota; Metazoa; Arthropoda; Insecta; Diptera; Muscidae
Exons: 5
Coding region: 1-1749 (582 amino acids)
Cellular component (GO): ribonucleoprotein complex
Molecular function (GO): RNA binding
Source: RefSeq, a predicted model, not a curated record
AUGACCGGUGAAAUGGAUGCUAAAAUGAAAUUAAAACGUUAUUGCUAUCUGGGCGGAUUUGAACCGGUGUAUGUCCACUUGAGAGGAUCGCUGUCUGUGGAAAAAUAUUGGCCUUUGGUUUCCGAACUGAUCAAAGGUUUAGAUGAUAGCGUAAUGUUACCAUUUUUCAAGGACAUCUUAAAUGAUCACACACUUAUACGACGUGAUGAGAUACUUUUUGUGUAUGCCUCAUAUUUGGCCGCCGAUAUUGACAUCAAAUGGAAAACAGCAAUGCGUAUAGCAUUCCCUGCACUCGUACACAGCGAUGACGAUCUAUUUCUCUUUUGCAAAUACGCACUACACAUUGCUAAAUUAGAAAAUCACAAAGGAUUUUCAAGAACAGUGCGCAAAGCAAUUACAGCGUGGUAUGAAAUGCGUACCCCCGAAGCCAUACGAACAAUGUGGAUGUGUCAUCGUGGUUUACAUGGAUUAACACAUAAAGCUCUGAUUAAAUUAUGUCAUAUCUCAGAUGGUACAAUUGGCUCACCAGAAGUGUCGACAUUGUUCUUUAAAACUUGCACUGAAUUGAUAAAUGAAUCGGAACAACAAACAGAGACGACAAAAACAAAUGGUGAAACAACAAAGGCAGCAGCUGAAGAAGAAGGAACAUCAGAAAAGCCAACAACAGUAUUAGGCACCACCGACUCGAAUGCUAAUGAAACAAAAGUAAAUGAUUUGAAUGCACAGCCGAAUGUUGCUGUCCCCAAACCAGCUGCCUCUGCAUCAGAUUUAUGUAUGGCCGUAUCAAAGUUACGCAUCACCAAAAAGAAUCAUGAUGCUUUGAAAAUUAUUCGCAAAUAUAAACUGCCGUACCAUCAAGUUCCUGGACACUUUUUGAGUUAUGCCCCCAUUAUGGCUCAGCUGUUACCCAGCAUGCCAUAUAUUCAGGUAUUAAAGUGUUGGCGUCGUAUGGCUAAACAUAAACAUUUUGAAAAUCAACGCAUCUUCAAGUUGUGCAAAUCUCGCUUGGAGAACAAGGAAUUGGCACGCAAGACCAACAUUCAUCCGGUACAGAUUUUGAUAAAUAUGCACGAUAUUGGUAUAGUUAGCGGAGAUCUAACUAAAUUACCCAAUAAAAAAGUGGAAUCAUAUAAAAUGCAAUAUUUGGAUCAAUUGUAUCGUGACUCAUUCCAAUGGCAAUCGGGUUGCGGAAAGCUUCGUAUGCAUAUUACAUUGAAUUUGCAAAGCAAUUAUAAGAAGAAAUUCUUAAAGAAUCAUCGCAAAUUGACCUACUACGAUGCUUGCUUGGCUCUUGCCUUUGGCUAUUCGAAGCGUGAGGCAUUGGUGGAUGUUUUCCAUUGGUAUGAGGAUAAAAUGAAAUUGAAAAAGAUUAUCUACGAUAAGAAUGCGACAACACAUUUGGGUUUUACUGCAUACGAUGUGGUUGAGAAUCAAAAGAACAAUCAACGUUUAGUCACCCCUAUUUUGAAUGCUAUGUCAAGCCAACAAGUUUAUGAUGUAUUUUUGUGUAUUGUUCCAACGGCUGGCCGUUGCAAUCCAAAUAAAAAUUCCGAAUUUUUAUGCAAAUUUUUGGAUAAAUAUCGUCAAACGAAAAAUUCCAAAGCAAAGUUCAUCAUAUUGGAUUUACUAAGAUUCAAACCAUCUAUGACAUAUUCUCAAACACGUAAUGAAAACAUAUUGGAAAUUUGUGGUUUAGAUGAGCAUACACCGGAACUAAUACAUAAUUUUGCAACCCAUCGUUUUGAAUAA